This is a messenger RNA of Pygocentrus nattereri (red-bellied piranha), 6483 nucleotides long. It is a transcript of the gene unc13bb, whose product is annotated as unc-13 homolog Bb (C. elegans). Gene Ontology annotation, cellular component: terminal bouton; plasma membrane; presynaptic active zone cytoplasmic component. The transcript is spliced from 34 exons. NCBI's taxonomy places the organism in Eukaryota, Metazoa, Chordata, Actinopteri, Characiformes, Serrasalmidae. The coding region runs from base 379 to 6483 and encodes 2034 amino acids. Gene Ontology annotation, biological process: synaptic vesicle priming; dense core granule priming; presynaptic dense core vesicle exocytosis. Gene Ontology annotation, molecular function: syntaxin-1 binding; calcium ion binding; phospholipid binding. The record is from RefSeq and is a predicted model, not a curated record.
GAUAUUAGACUGUUACAGUGUCAUGCCAGUCUGGACAGUACCACACUCAACUGUAUUUCACUGUGAAGAGGGUUGCCAGACCCUGCCUUUUCAAGUUUGUUUAAUGCCAGAAGUCAGUCCCUUCCGAUCUGAGACAGAUUUUGCUCAUAAUGCUGGAAUUUAUAUCUCGGCGGUACUUUCAUCACACCUGACGCUCUUCAUUGUGGAUCGGAUGGUUCUCUGAAAGUGAAGCGUGCCUUUUCUUGGUGCUUCGACGGUAAACGCAAGGUGACAUUUGCAAGUGAAAAACAAUUUUCUAUGACCUCAAGCUGAUGGUCAAUAUGUAACGAUCAUCUGACCCUAAAGUGGUCAGUACCCAAGGGAACCUGAGCCCAAGGAAUGUUAUCCCUAAGUUGUAACAAUGAACAAGAUGAGACAAACGAAACUGGCAUCUUCCUGCCGAAUGUGGCCAAGAGAAAAGAAGUGGGCAAGAAGAGAGCCCAGAGCCCCAAUGUUAGACGUGGCCUGCGCAAAAAGAUCCAGAAAUGUCUUAAGGGUCCAGAGGAGCAUGACCUUCAGCAUGCCAAUCCAGAGGUGGAGGAAAACAUGUUCACCUGUGAAAUAAAUCAGGAAUCAUCUAGCCAUGAAUGUGGUCUUACCUCUCUGCCAAAUGCUGAAACUGAUAUUAAAGUGGACAGGAAACACUUCACUGAGGAGACGGAGUUGAACAGAGAAGGUGCUGUCAGAAUUCUUGGCCAAGUGCACACCAGCACCCCUCUGUCUGGCUACAGAGACUGUGUAGACAAAAGAUCUAAGAUGGAAGAGAUGGGAAGACCUGCCAAGGAAGAAGGAGGCAAAAGCAAGGAAAAAAGUUCCAGCACCAUAGUGGAACACAUUUUAAAAGAGCUUCAGGGGAUUAAUAAAAUUCAAGAGGAGAUCUCAGACUUGAGGCAGUACUUGACAUCGGUGAGUGGCUCUGUUGAUGAAGUUUCCUGCUGUGUGGAUGCUGUGCUGAUGGAAAUCGAGGAGCUCUAUUCAGCUGGUGCCAUUGGUCACCCCUCACCUCGAAGAUUAAUGACUCAUCACAGGAGCUUAGGCAAACAGAAAUUGAUGGUGGCCACCCAGAAGAACAAAAGUCCCAUGCAGAAGCCUGUGAAGUCUGAAAGGAAUGAGACCCCUUUUUACCGUGAUGCACCAAGAAAAUCCAAAUUGCAUGAACCUGAGGUUUCAGAUCACUCAGAUGAAUCAUCUAGCAGGGUACCUCCUUCAAACUACUCCAGUCAUGACAGGCUUUAUGCCCAGGACUUCCCGAGUAUGAGUUCUUUAUCCUCAUGUCACAGCUCCAAAAGUAGAGGCCAAGAUUGUAGUUACCUUUUAAGGGAGAGAGACCUACAAAGGGAAGGCUGGGGUACAUCAAGCAUGCCUUUAAGCACGAGUGGAGAGGGAGGGUGGAGUGGAGACACUGUAUGGAGUGAAGAGGAUUACUGUUCUUGCCAGAAUAGUGCAGAUGAAGUAGAAGAUGUCAGACAACCUGAUACCUGGUGUAGAUACAAUGGUGGAGAGACUAGUACUCCAGGCCACUCUUCCCGAAGCAGUUCUGAGCAUCUAUCCUUAUUGUUUGGACACCAAUACAACUCCCAGUCCAGCUUGUCCAGUGUGGCAGACUGGAGGCUUUCCAGGAAACAAGCAGUGCCUGAUACAGAUUGUGAUUGCACACCAAAUUGCCCAUAUUCCCGGAGUUCAGGGUACCAUACCAUGGAUGCAUAUGCUGAUGAGCUGUGUAGUGGUCCAUCCAGAAGCCUUAGUUGUUCCACUAUGGGACUGAAUGAUUAUGACAAUGGCUGCCAAGAAUUGCACUCUUCUUGUGAGCACUGCCUUUGUGUCGGGCAUGUUGACGUGGAUUUUGCAGAUAGCCCAGAGAAAGAGUGGUCUGAGAGAAUUUGUGUAAGCAUGCCUGAUGUACAGUGUGAUCCAGAUUUCUCUGAAAACACUGAUACAGAUGGUUCCCAGCCACCCAAUGUCGGGAUUGAUGUUGUACAGAUUAGUAAGGCCAUGCUCACCUUUCGGUCUGCUCUACGUGGAGCUCUGAAAAGGCUUGAGGUGGUCGAUCCUCAAGGUCAAGAUGAGAAUGUGUUGGAUAUAGCCUCUAGUCCUGACAAACUUUCAAAUGAUCUUUUGGAAGUUGAAUCAACUCUGGAUGGAUCUGAUUCGGACCGUUUUAUGCCGUCAAGCUGUGAAACCUUGGAUCAAAGUUUGUCACCUGAAAAGAGAGGCAGUGCCUGUUUUCAAGGAGAAUAUGACGUUAAUGAUCUGAAAUUACACAUGGACCAAUCAGGUGACUCUCAGUUGUUUGAUUUUCUGGGAUCAACUUCUGGAACUGCUUCUCCCUCUUGUACUCCAACGGAAUACUACUCAAUGGACCAUUCAGUCAGUGCAGAAGAACGUUUAACUGAACUAGAGGUUUCUCAUGCAGACAGUUCUCCUGACCUCAGCUCAGAGAAAGUGGACCCCAGUUCAGGAACAGUAGAGAGUUGUCAUGAAGAGCCACUUCAAGCAGAAACACCACAUGUUGCUUGUGAAGGCAUUGAACCAAGAUCACUGAGCACUGUCCGUGAAGCAGAGGUUGAGGUAAAUCAGGCAGAGGAUCGGGUAGACCCAGACAAUGACAGCUCUGAACAACUAGACCCUCACCACCAGAAGUGCCUUGCCAAUAUCCAACGUGUUCUCAAGGAACAGAGACAAAGAUAUAAACUGUCGAGGAUUUCUAGUGGAUCAAAGCGUACUUUUUCUGAGGAGGAAUUCAAUCCAGAGGAAAGCAGAGAGGAUGAGCAGGGUCGGCAGAGUGGAGAGAAUUCCAGACAUGCCUGGAUUAAAGCAGGAACUGGGAGUGGCCUGUUUGGGAUUGACAGCAUGCCUGAUUUACGGAAGAGGAAACCAAUCCCACUCGUUAGUGAUGUGGCUAUGUCGCUGGUCCAGGCCAGGAAAGCAGGCAUCGCGUCUGCCAUGGCCUCACGCUCGUCCAUCAAAGAUGAGGAGCUGAAGAGUCAUGUAUAUAAGAAGACGCUGCAGGCUCUGAUUUAUCCCAUCUCCUGCACCACACCGCACAACUUUGAGGUGUGGACGGCUACCACCCCCACCUACUGCUACGAGUGUGAGGGGCUGCUGUGGGGCAUCGCCCGGCAGGGCAUGCGCUGCUCUGAGUGUGGGGUCAAAUGUCACGAGAAGUGCCAGGAGCUGCUUAAUGCGGACUGUCUGCAGCGUGCGGCAGAGAAGAGUUCGAAGCACGGUGCUGAGGAUCGUACUCAGAACAUCAUCAUGGCCAUGAAGGACCGCAUGAAGAUCCGAGAGAGGAACAAGCCUGAGAUCUUCGAGCUUAUCAGGGACGUGUUUAUGGUUACUAAGGCCAUCCAUGCCCAGCAGAUGAAAACCAUCAAGCAGAGUGUGCUGGAUGGCACAUCCAAGUGGUCAGCGAAGAUCACCAUUACUGUGGUGUGUGCACAGGGGCUGCAGGCUAAAGAUAAGACGGGAUCCAGUGACCCCUAUGUGACCGUCCAGGUGGGGAAGACUAAAAAGAGGACCAAGACCAUCUACGGCAACCUUAACCCUGUCUGGGACGAGAAGUUUCACUUUGAGUGCCACAACUCGUCAGACCGCAUUAAGGUGCGUGUGUGGGAUGAGGAUGAUGACAUUAAGUCCCGUGUAAAGCAGAGGCUGAAGAGAGAAUCUGAUGACUUCCUGGGGCAGAGCAUCAUUGAGGUGCGAACACUGAGCGGGGAGAUGGACGUCUGGUACAAUCUGGAGAAAAGGACUGAUAAAUCUGCGGUGUCUGGCGCAAUCCGUCUCCAGAUCAGUGUGGAAAUUAAAGGAGAAGAGAAAGUGGCUCCCUACCAUGUGCAGUACACCUGCCUACAUGAGAACCUCUUUCACCACACCACAGACGUCCUUGGCCAGGGCGUGGUGAAGAUCCCGGACGCCCGGGGAGACGACGCCUGGAAGGUUUAUUUCGACGACGUGGCUCAGGAGAUAGUGGACGAGUUUGCAAUGCGUUAUGGCAUUGAAUCGAUCUACCAGGCCAUGACGCACUUUGCCUGUCUCUCCUCUAAGUACAUGUGUCCCGGUGUUCCUGCGGUGAUGAGCACCCUGCUGGCCAACAUUAACGCCUUCUACGCUCACACCACCGCCUCCACCAACGUCUCCGCCUCUGACCGCUUUGCCGCCUCCAACUUUGGGAAAGAGCGGUUUGUCAAGCUCUUGGAUCAGCUGCACAAUUCCCUGCGCAUUGACCUCUCCAUGUACAGGAAUAAUUUUCCUGCUAGCAGUAAGGAGCGCCUGCAGGACCUCAAGUCCACCGUGGACUUGCUCACCAGCAUCACUUUCUUCAGAAUGAAGGUCCAGGAACUUCAGAGUCCUCCCAGAGCGAGCCAGGUGGUGCGGGACUGUGUGAAAGCGUGCCUCAACUCCACCUAUGACUACAUCUUCAACAACUGCCAGGAGCUCUACAGCUGCCAAUACCAGCCAACAGGAGACAUGAAUAAAGAAGAAUGUCCCCCAGAAGAGCAGGGACCAAGCAUCAAGAACCUGGACUUCUGGCCCAAACUCAUCACCCUGAUCGUCUCCAUCAUAGAGGAGGACCGCAACUCAUACACACCUGUUCUCAACCAGUUUCCUCAGGAGCUGAAUGUGGGGAAAGUGUGUGCGGAAGUUAUGUGGAUCCAGUUCUCUCAGGACAUGAAGUACGCUAUGGAGGAGCAUGAGAAGCAUCGCCUGUGUAAGAGUGCAGAUUACAUGAACCUGCAUUUUAAGGUGAAAUGGCUCUGUAACGAGUAUGUGAAGGAUCUGCCAACUUUCAAAGGAGUGGUACCUGAAUAUCCCACGUGGUUCCUGCAGUUUGUGCUACAGUGGCUGGAUGAGAAUGAAGACGUGUCCAUGGAGUUCAUGCAUGGAGCCUUAGAGAGGGAUAAGAAGGAUGGCUUCCAGCAGACAUCAGAGCAUGCUCUAUUCUCCUGUUCAGUGGUGGAUGUGUUCACACAGCUAAACCAAAGCUUUGAGAUCAUAAAGAAACUGGACUGCCCGGACCCCAAAGUCAUGGCCCACUACAGCCGCCGCUUUGCCAAGACCAUUGCCAAAGUGCUCCUACAGUACAGCGCCAUUCUGAAAAAAAGCUUUCCCUCCUACUGCGACAAAGAGAAGAUUCCAUGUGUCCUGAUGAAUAACGUGCAGCAGCUGCGCGUUCAGCUUGAGAAGAUGUUCGAGUCAAUGGGUGCCAAACAGAUGGACUCAGAAGCCAGUGACAUCCUGAAUGAGCUGCAGGUGAAGCUGAACAAUGUGCUGGAUGAGUUGAGCUCCACAUUUGCAAACACUUUCCAGAGCCGUAUUGAUGAGUGUACGCGGCAGAUGGCCAGUCUGCUUUACCAAAUCAAAGGUCCAGUCAAUGCCAAUAGCCGCAACCUGGUGGAGGCUGACUCGGACAACGUGCUGCGGCCACUCAUGGACUUCCUGGACGGGAAUCUGAUGCUGUUUGCGUCGGUGUGUGAGAAGACGGUUCUGAAGCGUGUGCUGAAGGAGCUGUGGAGGAUCGUGAUGAAUAGCCUGGAGAAAACCAUCGUUCUGCCGCAGAGCAAUGACACCUUCGGAACAAUAUUUUCAGCAGCUAAAGACCUGGGCCAGCUCUCAAAACUUAAGGAUCACAUGUCUGGGGAGGCCAAAAGCCUCACACCGAAGCAGUGUGCUGUAAUGGAUGUAGCGCUGGACACUAUAAAGCAAUAUUUCCAUGCUGGAGGGAAUGGACUGAAGAAGGCCUUUCUGGAGAAAAGUUCAGAGCUUUCUUCACUCCGCCAUGCGUUGUCCCUCUACACACAGACCACCGACACGCUCAUCAAAACCUUCGUCACCACGCAGCAUGCACAGGUGCAUGGUGGGAAGGGGAUGAGGAUAACUCUUAAUGAGAGAAUCCAGCCGACCAGGGGCUCAGGUGUGGAUAACCCUGUGGGAGAGGUGUCCAUUCAGAUUGACUUGUUCACCCAUCCAGGCACAGGGGAGCACAAGGUCACAGUCAAAGUUGUAGCAGCGAAUGAUCUGAAGUGGCAGACGUCUGGAAUGUUCCGCCCCUUCGUGGAAGUCACCAUGAUCGGCCCACAUCUCAGCGACAAGAAACGUAAAUUCACCACAAAGUCCAAGAACAACAGCUGGGCACCAAAAUUCAACGAGACAUUCCACUUUAUCCUGGGGAAUGAGGACGGGCCGGAGUGUUACGAGCUGCAGGUGUGUGUGAAGGAUUACUGCUUUGGUCGUGCAGACCGUGUGGUCGGCAUCGCGGUGAUCCAGUUGCGGGACGUGGCUCAGAGGGCCAGCUGUGCCUGCUGGUGCCCUCUGGGGACGCAGGUACACAUGGAUGACACAGGCCUGACAGUGAUGCGCAUCCUGUCCCAGCGCUCCGGAGACGAGGUGGCCAAGGAGUUCGUCAAACUGAAGUCAGAGACUCGCUCAGCGGAGGAGGGCAGAUGA